AUGGGGAAGUUUCAUCUGCAGUUUUUUGUUGUGCUGUCGAUAGUGAACCAUUCGCUGGUCUCGGCCCAAGGCCAAGCACCAACUUCAACAACGGAAUCUACAACGGAGUCCACGACUGAUUCGACGACGGAGUCGACAUCUGAGCCCACGACGGGGUCGGCAACUGGGUCAACAACGGGGUCAGCAAGUGUUUCGAGUACAGCGGGUAGUGGGGAAACAACGCAGGUCACAACCGCUUCGACAACAGCUUCUACUACUGAAGCUUCGACCACUACUAUUCCGUAUGAGGAGGACAACCGCCUCUGCCCACAAAACCGUGGCAUGAAAGACACAUUAAGAAUAAGGGCAUCAAUGGCUCACAAUUACCGGAGGAAUACAAUUGCUCAAGUGAAGAAUGGGCCAGGAAAUCUGCGGUAA
Ostertagia ostertagi is the source of this 417-nucleotide messenger RNA. The record is from the annotation of a GenBank genome assembly. Lineage: Eukaryota; Metazoa; Nematoda; Chromadorea; Rhabditida; Trichostrongylidae.